This is a messenger RNA of Solea solea (common sole), 4684 nucleotides long. RefSeq names its product cyclin J-like (gene ccnjl). Bases 347 to 1627 code for a protein of 426 amino acids. Gene Ontology annotation, biological process: regulation of cyclin-dependent protein serine/threonine kinase activity; mitotic cell cycle phase transition. The record is from RefSeq and is a predicted model, not a curated record. Lineage: Eukaryota; Metazoa; Chordata; Actinopteri; Pleuronectiformes; Soleidae. Gene Ontology annotation, cellular component: nucleus; cyclin-dependent protein kinase holoenzyme complex; cytoplasm. Gene Ontology annotation, molecular function: cyclin-dependent protein serine/threonine kinase regulator activity. The transcript is spliced from 6 exons.
UCUCUCUGCCUCUCUCCUCGUAGCAGCAGCAGCAGCUGGUGCAGCCGAAGAGGCGACUUUGUUACCGCGGAGCCACCGGAGGUGAAACGGCGGAGCCAAGUCCCUGGCAAAAAAGUGUGAAGAGUUUGGGGGAAAACGGCGGUGACCGGGGUUUGACGGCGGCGACUGUUUCACGAACCCGUCGGCGCGUUUGAACUUUGUGUUUCGGCUGAAUCAAAGAGGCUUCUUUCUCAAAGUUGAGCCUAAGAGGACUUAUCUCAUCCAGGAUGUCGGGCUGAGACAAAGGGGUCUGGGGGGCAUUCCCGUCGCCGGAGCGGUCAAACCUGAUUCUUGAACUUUCCCCUGGAUGGGAAAGAUGGAGAGGGAGCUGCUAUGGUGGAAAGGACAGCUAGCUUCAGAUAUCCAUCAGUCCCUCCGCAUCAAGGAGUUGAAGUUACCAGUCUAUCGGGCCCACUCACCGCAGAUUGGCAUGCGGCGGUACUUUGCCGACCUGCUGGCCAUCCUCAGUAACCGCUACCAGCUAUGUCCCACAGCACGUCACCUGGCCGUCUACCUGCUGGACUUGUUCAUGGACCACUACGAUGUGGCCGUCAAGCAGCUCUACGUGAUAGCCCUCUCGUGUCUUCUCCUAGCUAGUAAAUUUGAGGAGAAAGAGGACCGGGUUCCCAAACUGGAGCAGCUGAACUCUCUGGGUUUCAUGUGCAGCCUGAACCUGGUUCUCAACAAGAGGGAUCUGAUUAAGAUGGAGCUUCUGCUGCUGGAGACCUUUGGCUGGAAUCUGUGCAUGCCCACACCCGCUCACUUUAUUGACUACUACCUCCAUGCCUCGGUGCAGGAGGGCGACCUGUACAACGGCUGGCCCCUGUCCUCCCUCUCCAAGACCAAGGCUUUCAUGGACAAAUACACUCACUACUUCCUGGAAGUGUCAUUGCAAGAUCAUGCCUUUCUGAGUUUCCGACCGUCCCAGGUUGCAGCUGCAUGUGUCGCAGCAUCUCGCAUUUGCCUUCAGAUUUCCCCAAGCUGGACAACGGCUCUACAUCUGCUUACUGGCUACACAUGGGACCACCUCACCCAGUGCAUUGAACUUAUGCUGCUUGCCCACGACAGCGACGUUAAGGAGGCCAACAAAACCAAAUCCACUCCUCCUCACCGUCUGUCCUCCCUGCAGUCUCAGGUCCAGACCUCUCACCUCUCCCCAGUGUCGGCCAUUCAGAGACCGGCCUCCUCUUCCUCUUCCUCCUCCUCCACCUCAUCCACGCCACAGCUGCUCUUUCAGCCUGAUGGCUUCCCACACUUCUCCCAGCAUUCUCCGUCCCUGUCCCAGCUGCAAGCGUUAGCCGACUCCCAGGGUCUGGGGCCUGUGGUGAACAUGUCUCAGGACUUCCUUCAGAGCCACAGGAUGGGGCUGCUAACUGGGGCGCCCUCCAUCACUCCUGGCAGUGGGUUCCCCUCCUACCCAAGCCUCACCCCUGGUCUUCAGCCGGGUACACGUGCACUGCCGCUCCAGGGUCCGAUUUCUGUGCAAAUGACCCUGGCAGGAGAGCCACGGCACUGUCUGAGCAUGGCCUACAGCGGGGGCUACCUGGGCCCUCAUCAUACCUUCACAGCUGGCUGCUUUGACAGGUGACGCCAGGAGACGGAGAGGGAUCACAAACCCGUGCGGGAGUGCGCUGCCAUGCUUUCAUCCCAGCUCCCUGCCCUGAAACAUCCGCUCACAGACCUCCUCUCUCUCUCCGUCGGACCCACAGCACCCUCAGCCUGCCCCGCUCCCCAGUCACAGAGACGCCUCAAACGCAAGCAGAGGUCCAAAGGAAAGGCGGACCCGGUGGAAGUCAUCACGCUCACGUGACAAACGUUCCACUGAUUUUAAUACGGAGGCGUUGCAAAGAACAUGUUGUUGCCAUAUCGUGAACUGGUUUUUAUAAAUCUGUGUCAUCACUGUGAAUGAAACAGUGCACACACCUCAUUCAGUGCCAGUUCUCAGUUGUGUGAUAGCUGAGCCAGUUUUACGCCAGGUUCAUAGUAGACGCACGUGCAUCUCACGCAGCUGUGUUCACGCGGGGAGCACGUCUGCUGAUAAAACCUAACUUUUUAUUACUUUCUAAUACUCUUCAGUAUAAAGCCCCACAUCCGUUGCUCCUGCACAUACUGUAUUUUACAAAAAAAAAGGGAUUCAGGGAACUGAAAUGCUACCGUGCUUUUACUUUAAAACAGGUAAAAAAAAAAAGUAUGUGGCAGAUAUAGACACUGAAACAGUCUUGAAAGAUCAUUUUCAGUGUCUAAUUUGCUCCGAGACACAUGUGACUCGCUUGAGAAACGAUCUAUAUCCAAAAAGAGCUGUGUGACGCACCAGAGACACGCGGCUCACACAGACGGUGUAGAAUCUCUCGUCAGUUAACGUGUGCCUGAAUUUGCACACGCGGCUGUAGACGUGUGCAUAGAACACGACGUAGCUGUGGACGAGGAUAUCUCACUGUUUCAUGCAUUUAUUUUCUGAUCCAAAAAAUUUAACUUUUUUUUUUUUCUUAUUAAAAAUUGGCUGAUGUUGUUUAUUGAGCCACUAUUUGAGAGAGAUGGAGGAGGAAACGGAGGCUUGUUGCCGACUCGGUAAGAAACAAAAAGUGUCCUUGUCAGGGAACACUGAUCACUGCGUGUAGGCUCGGGGAGUCCCUCGCUCGGCUUGAACACACCUGCAGUUGCUUCAUUAGGUUUUUGUUCCUCCUCUCACCUUCACGUUCAUCUCUUCUCUCCCUCGUCCAAAGUCGAGCCUUGUGGCAGAGCCAUCACACGCGCGGGUGAACACGUGGUUCUCUUGAAGCCGCCGGCUCUGUUGUACUAAAGUUGAAAUAUCUCCCGACGUCCACGACACAAACGGACGUGAGUGGACCAGCGUUGGUGAAGGAGAUGUGGACGUCGGUUGUGUUAUUGUACAUAUUGAAUUGCUGCUGCCUUCUCGUGACUUAUUGGUUCUGUGUCUGUGUUAAUGACUCCAAUGUUUACAUGAACCACUAAGUAUCAGGGACUUGACCAAGAUUACUUGAAUAUGAUGCCAUUGAAACAUGCCAUAGCUUUUAUUUAUGAUGACUCUCUUUCUUUUAUUCAUUUUGUUUGAUAUAGUGUAGCUUUUUAUACCCACUUAGAAACACCGCAUUGAUUAAUAUUUUUUUUGUACCUCCUUAUAUAAACUGUAUAUUCCAGCUCAGGUUUUAAGGCCGCAUUUCGCAGCCUUCUCAUUAUUCUGUGCUAUUAUGCUUUAACGCGGAUGCUCGUUCGGCAUCUGUGGGGGUCCUUAAAUGUUUCCCCGUCCUCAUCACUGGACCAUACUCUGCUUUCAACUCUGACAUCACAACGCAGUGGAACAACCUUGUGGUCACUGGUUCCACACACACACACACACACACACACAAAAACAUCUGUAGCCAGUUGUCGUGUCUAAUGACUUGAAGGUUCCCAAAGCUGUAGUUCCCACUCUUCCACUUCCUGUUUAGAGAUAAGCACAUCCAGAUUCCCAGUGCGAGUGGUUGCCGUGGCGAUAUCUUAAAUGACCAUGGACGUUGUUGCCUGAAAUCUAACUGUGGUUGAGUUUGUAGUUGUUAUCUGUUGAUUUAUCCAACCAGCAGUCAAAAAGGUCAAAUCUUCAAAUUAUAAUUGAAGUGUCUCAUCAGUGCUUCAGCUGUAGACUGAAGUGAAAUGACUGCUCACUUUUGUUAAAGUUAAAAGAAGUCUCUAAUGUUACAGGCCACAUUUUGUACAUAAACAUUUAAACUGCCUUUUAAAAACCGAACACUGACAUUUCAAACAUUUUCCUGGCGCUGCGUCGUCCUCAGCUGCUGCGACGCUCGAGCAGUGAACCUUGAAUGCAUAAGUCAGAUGCGCGUCAUCUUAAAGUCGCCUGAAAGCUGCAACGACUCGGACUAAACCCGUCGCCAAACUUUACUGCACAAACUCACAUGUUUGUUUUCCCCACCGUUGGAUAGGACAUUUCCACCAUGAACUAAGAAACUAUGCCUUUAUUUUGCUAACAAUUAUGUACAGUUUUCUUUUGUGUGCGUGUUCUUUUUUUUUUAACAUUCCCUUUGUUUCCGUUGUAUUUUAGGACAAAUGCUAUUGGUUUGAACUAGUUCAGUUUUUUUUAUUUAGUUUUUUUUCUCUCAAGAGUUCAACUUGCUCUUUUCCUCAUCAUUCACGAGCAACUUCUCACUGAGGUGUCAAAGGUGCAAUAAGGUGUGUUUCUCCUGUCUGAACUGACCACAGCCAUCACUGUCUCGUGUUCACCACUGGUUUCAUCUGCUUUUCUAACUUAUUCUUUUUUGAUAAUUGUGUGAUGUGACUUGCUGCAGCUUGGUUUCCUCUGAACACAAUGAAUAUGUUGCAUAUUGCAGCCUCUUCCUUUUGAGUGAUCGAUAUUACUGAAUAGUUUUUUUCUUUUUUUUUUUUUUUUAAAGUUUGUAUUUUACUGUGCAUUUGUCCGUCCUGUGAAAGGCGACGUCACUCGAACCAAAAGAGAAAAAGAGCAACACACGCUUGUCUAAUGUGACAUUAAUGAAAUGACACCACAAACGCCCCCCCCCCCCAUCUUAUUUUAUUUUUUUUAAUUAUUAUUUUGUACCAAUCUGUAGUCUUGUUUUAUGUGACACUAAAUGAUAAUGGUGCCAUAGAAAAAAAUAAACCACACAUGAACUGA